CUUGUACUCCCUCACUAAGCUUUUUGUCCUCCAAAAUUCCAUUAAAAUUACAUAAAAAGCUUAGCAAAAAUAUAUGAAAUCAAGAAUAUAACUUGGGGUUUGCUUCUUAAUGGCUUCUUCAAUAUUGAGUGGAGCUGAGAAUUUCAAGAUUCUUAGUGGAAUUUCUCCCUAUGGGUCAUCGUUUCUUGGUUCAGAAUUGAAUAUUAAGAGUUUUCCUCAAAAGGGUAUUGUGAGUUAUUCAAGGAAUUUGAAUUCUAAAUCAAGAAGAACUCUAAGACCUGUCAAAUGUAGUUUGUCUGCUUCAAGGCCAGUUUCUCAACCAAGAUUCAUACAACACAAAAAGGAAGCAUUUUGGUUUUACAGGUUCUUGUCUAUUGUGUAUGACCAUGUGAUAAAUCCUGGGCAUUGGACUGAAGAUAUGAGAGAUGAUGCACUUGAGCCUGCUGAGCUACACAGUAGGUAUUUGCAAGUGGUGGAUGUAGGUGGUGGAACUGGAUUUACAACUCUUGGAAUUGUUAAGCAUGUUGAUGCUAAAAAUGUGACAAUUAUUGAUCAGUCACCACAUCAGCUUGCUAAGGCUAGACAAAAGGAACCAUUGAAAGAGUGCAAGAUAAUUGAAGGAGAUGCUGAGGAUCUUCCAUUUCCUACUGAUUCUUUUGAUAGAUAUGUUUCAGCUGGAAGCAUUGAGUAUUGGCCAGAUCCACAGCGUGGUAUCAAGGAAGCUUACCGAGUACUAACCAUAGGUGGGGUUGCUUGCCUAAUUGGUCCGGUCUACCCGACAUUUUGGUUAUCUCGUUUCUUCGCAGAUGUGUGGAUGCUCUUUCCAAAAGAAGAAGAAUAUAUAGAGUGGUUUAAAAAGGCUGGUUUCACACAAGUUAAACUCAAGCGUAUCGGCCCAAAAUGGUAUCGUGGUGUCCGCCGACACGGGCUAAUCAUGGGCUGCUCUGUGACUGGUGUGAAGCCAUAUGCUGGGGAAUCUCCAUUGGAGCUCGGUCCUAAGGUUGAGGAUGUGAGCAAGCCUGUAAACCCGUUCGUAUUUCUCUUGAGAUUCAUGCUUGGCUUAAUGGCUGCAAGUUACUACGUGCUCGUUCCGAUAUACAUGUGGCUCAAGGAUCAAAUCGUCCCGAAAGGUCAGCCCAUCUGAAUAAUAAGAAGAAUUAUCAAUCCAAGAGAAGUUCUGCACAAAUUCUGUUUGACUGUGCGCCACCAGUGACCACAAAUCUGUCGAGUACCGACAAAGUUUUUGGCGUCGUCACAGAGGUGAAUUUGUUGCUUUAGUCUGUUAGUUUUGCAGCCUUAGAAAGGGCCCUUGUAAAGUUUGAUUUCAUGGUAAAACCUAGAAAAUGUUUGUGAUGUUUCCUAGUUGUAUAAUCUAUUAUUCAUGUUUUUUAUCAUGAGUUGACGAAACUCGUUGAAAUAAAUAGUAGUAAUACAUUAUUUGCCA
Messenger RNA from Lycium ferocissimum, 1444 nucleotides. RefSeq names its product 2-methyl-6-phytyl-1,4-hydroquinone methyltransferase, chloroplastic-like. The transcript has 4 exons. NCBI's taxonomy places the organism in Eukaryota, Viridiplantae, Streptophyta, Magnoliopsida, Solanales, Solanaceae. Gene Ontology annotation, molecular function: 2-methyl-6-phytyl-1,4-benzoquinone methyltransferase activity. The record is from RefSeq and is a predicted model, not a curated record. The coding region runs from base 110 to 1144 and encodes 344 amino acids. Gene Ontology annotation, biological process: methylation.